This is a messenger RNA of Pseudophryne corroboree (corroboree frog), 3576 nucleotides long. RefSeq names its product leucine rich repeat neuronal 3 (gene LRRN3). The coding region runs from base 647 to 2770 and encodes 707 amino acids. Lineage: Eukaryota; Metazoa; Chordata; Amphibia; Anura; Myobatrachidae. Gene Ontology annotation, molecular function: protein binding. The transcript is spliced from 2 exons. The record is from RefSeq and is a predicted model, not a curated record. Gene Ontology annotation, cellular component: extracellular matrix.
GUUAUUAAUGAUCGCUGAGCAGGCAGCACCAUGUCAGUGUGACAACUGAUAGGGUGAAUGAUGCAGAACUAACCACCAGCACCACAGAAAGGAGAAGAGGAAGCGGCUACACAAGCAGCAUCUCUGUAUUGGAUUGUCGGCAUCAGCCACAGAGAAACAAAGCACUGGCAGCUAUGAGGGAUCUCAGCAAGCAGCAGGCAGCUCUGUUCAUGCUGUAGGAUAUGUGCAGACAACUAGAAAUGCGCCUAUUUACACCAGGGCUUCACUGUGUAUGUACUGCAGUCUGAGGGAUGUACAGAGGAUGCACACUGUUCUUGGAGGAUCACCUUGUUAUCAGCUACUUAUCGGCUAUGGGACUUUUAAGUAAAUGCUAAGUGAACUGUUCCUUCAGUGGCCACCUAUUGAAUCUACUUUACCACAAUGGCUAUUUAAUGCCUAUCAAGAAUAGAGUGACCUUCCAACUCACAGUAUGUGUGGAGUAUUUGAUAAACGACAUUAUACUUUGCUACCAGGAAAAGAAAUACAACGCAUUUGUGGCCUAGUGUUGAAUACAAGCUACGUGCUCAUGAAGUGACCAAUUGUUUAUUAAUAAUAUAUAGAACAUAAGCUGCUCAUUCAGUACAGCUAAACAAUUAAAAACUGAAAAAUGAGGGAAAUAAAACUCAAAAUAAACUUGCUUCUUGGACUAGCUAUUACAGCACUUGUGCAUGCUACUCAAAAAAAGAUGGAUUGUCCACAGUUGUGCGCUUGUGAAAUUCGACCGUGGUUUACACCAAGAUCUAUUUAUAUUGAAGCUCUAACAGUGGAUUGCAAUGCAUUAGAUCUCUACAGCAUCCCAGAAAGACUACCUAUAAACACACAGGUUUUACUUUUACAGGCAAACAACAUUCAAUAUAUUAAGAACGCAGAUCAAUUUCCAGUAAAUCUUACAGCAUUGGAUUUAUCGCAGAACAAUCUGUCCUCAAUGGUCAAUAUCAAUUUCACAAACUCCCAUCAGAUACUUUCUGUGUACCUGGAGGAAAAUAAGUUGGUAGAACUGACUGAGGAAUGCUUUUCUGGACUGUUAAACUUACAAGAACUGUACAUUAAUCAUAACCUGAUAUCCACAAUUUCACCAAAAGCAUUUGCUGGGGUAAGCAAUUUGCUCAGACUUCACCUUAAUUCAAAUAGAUUGCAAGUGCUUAACAGUCAGUGGUUUGAAGCAAUACCACAUCUAGAGAUUCUCAUGAUUGGUGAAAAUCCAAUAAUCAAAAUCGAAGAUAUGAACUUUAAGCCUCUUAUUAAUCUGCGCAGUCUGGUUUUAGCAGGAAUAAAUCUGACAGACAUACCUGACAAUGCCUUCAUAGGUCUUGAAAAUUUAGAAAGUAUUUCUUUCUAUGACAACAGAUUUUUUAGCAUCCCCUCUGUUGCUCUUCAAAAGGUACUGAACCUUAAAUUUUUAGAUCUCAAUAAAAAUCCUAUUAGGAGGAUACAAAGAGGAGAUUUUAGCAAUAUGUUACACUUGAAGGAACUGGGCAUUAAUAACAUGCCUGAGCUAGUUUCAAUAGACAGUCUUGCCAUUGAAAAUUUGCCUGAUCUGCGAAAAAUAGAAGCAACCAAUAACCCAAAACUGGCUUACAUUCAUCCAAACGCAUUCUAUAGACUCCCUAAACUGGAGACACUCAUGCUCAACAGCAAUUCUCUCAGUGCCCUUUACCAAAGCACUAUAGAAGCUCUGCCCAGUCUUAAAGAAAUAGGUAUACAUAGCAACCCCAUCAGAUGUGACUGUGUAAAUCGCUGGAUUAAUAUGAAUAAAACAAGCAUUCGUUUUAUGGAAACAGAUUCAUUGUUUUGUUUUGAUCCCCCUGAAUUUCAAGGUCAGAAUGUCAGGCACAUACAUUUCAGGGAAAUGAUGGAAAUAUGUCUACCAUUAAUUGCUCCUCAGAGCUUUCCCUCAGCUUUGGAUAUAAGGACUGGUAGCUCAGCAUCAUUACACUGUAGAGCAACAGCCGAACCAGAACCAGAAAUCUACUGGAUUACACCUUUGGGUUCCAAACUCCAGCCCAAUACUAUUUCUGGUCAGUUUUAUGUUCACUCGGAAGGUACCCUAGAAAUUAACAACAUAAGUCUAUUGGAUGCUGGGCUUUAUACAUGUGUAGCAAAAAACCUGGUUGGUGCAGAUUUAAAAACCGUUAUGAUAACAGUGGAUGGAACCUUGCCUGAGGAUGUCAAUGGAUCUCUCUAUAUUGACAUCAAGGAAGUGCAAAGUAAUUCUGUGAUGGUGUCCUGGAAUUCUAGGUCAAAAACGUUAAAAUCCAGCGUGCAGUGGACUGCGUUCCUAAACACAGAAUACACCAAAAUUGCUCACAGUGUUCGAAUGCCAUCCGAUGUCAAACAAUACAAUUUAACACGUCUCAGUUCAUCCACUGAAUACACAAUCUGCGUAGAUGCACCCAACAUCUACCAACAAGUUGAAAAGCAAUGCAUUAAUGUCACCACAAAGGGAAUGGAUACGAUGAGAAGACAUAAUGAAACCUUUAAAACAACAGCACUGUUUACUAUCCUGGGUGGUCUUUUUGGAAUAAUUACUGUGGCUUACUUUUUCAACUAUGUAUCUUUAUAUUUGAGACAUGGUUCUGAAAGAAAAUGCUCUGAGAACUUUUUGCAGACACCGCCAUUUGCUUCUAGUGACCUCUACCCUCCUUUGUUGAGUCUUUGGAAUGUUGACAAAGAAAGCACAUCACUAGAAGUCAAAUCAACAGUUAUACAAGUACCGAGUACCACGCCAUAGAAACACUGUUACAAGAGCGUUCACCUAUGGAAUACAAACAAGCACAAGGUUCUAGUUGUGCUCCUUUACAGGAAGACUAUUUUCAAGGGAAAUUAAACAAAAUAACUGCAGUGCUGCUUAAAAAGUAUCUCCAAUAACAGGCAUAGCACGAUGACAAGCGAAGUAAGUCAGACAAAGUGCUUCAUUCAAGGAAACAAAAAAACUAUAUAACAAGCAGAGAACAAUGACUUUGUUGAAUACAAUACAAAAGUAUAGCUUUUGUUUUUUUUGUUUUGUUUUUUACAUUCUAUUGUAGUUGAACUGAGCAAUACCUCCUCCUGUGAUGUAUUACACAUUUUAGCCAAGAGUUUUUGAAGUGACAAAAUAAAAUAGAAUUGACAUGUGUUGUUACAAACUGGACAUUUCUGUAGCGUAGUAGAGACAGUAAAUAUGUAAAUCUUUUUUUAUGGAGAAAAAAAAAUACAUUUUUGAUUAAAAUAAAAAUUUACUUGUGCCAUGACUAUUUUGUUAUGUAAUAAGAACAUGCUGUAAAUGUGCUAUGAAAAAAUAUGCAAAUAUUAAGCCAUAUUAUACAGUAUAGUCAUGGGAGUGUAUUUGUACAUAUGAAUGAAUGAAAGAUACAGUUACUGAGCAGUACAGCACUUGUGUCUGCUGGCAAGGCACAUGUAUCUUCUAUCGUGUGUAUGAUCCAAAUAUAUAACUAAAAUACAAAGGUUACUAGAAAAAAUAUAUAUGUUGAUUUCACAGUUUACUGUUCAUUAUAACACUGCUAACCAAUUGAUAUAAAAGGGAAAUUUGCAAUAUUA